Coccomyxa subellipsoidea C-169 is the source of this 207-nucleotide messenger RNA. RefSeq lists its product as hypothetical. The coding region runs from base 1 to 207 and encodes 68 amino acids. Lineage: Eukaryota; Viridiplantae; Chlorophyta; Trebouxiophyceae; Coccomyxaceae. The transcript has 2 exons. The record is from RefSeq and is a predicted model, not a curated record.
AUGCAGGCUCAGCUGGGCGCUGAAUUGGAGCGCGCAGAUGGGCUGAGAGAGGAAGUGGCUCGCCUGCGCGCACAGGCCAUCGCAGCACCCCGAGCCAGAAAGGAUGGAGAGUGGAGGGAGGGCAGCGGUGCCGACAGCCCUCAGAGAAUAAAUGUACUUCCCGGUGGCUCGCCCAGAGGCAGCCCAGCACGGCACUCUGGCAAUUGA